Molecule: messenger RNA, 2068 nt
Organism: Sorex fumeus (smoky shrew)
Lineage: Eukaryota; Metazoa; Chordata; Mammalia; Eulipotyphla; Soricidae
Gene: PPM1M
Product: protein phosphatase, Mg2+/Mn2+ dependent 1M
Exons: 10
Coding region: 18-1382 (454 amino acids)
Biological process (GO): protein dephosphorylation
Molecular function (GO): protein serine/threonine phosphatase activity
Source: RefSeq, a predicted model, not a curated record
AGCCGCGCUACCGCGCCAUGUCCGCCUGCUGGUUCCGGCGCCGCUUCCUGCCGGGGGGUCCGGUGCCCGCGCCGCGCCCGCCGAGGCCGCGCGCCAGCCCCGUGCCCUAUCGGCGGCCCCGCUUCCUGCGCGGCGCGGACGCUGCCCUCGGCCCGGGCGCCCGGCCCGUGCACAGCCCUGCGCGGGGCCGCGCGCUGCCCUGGAACGCAGGCUACGCCGAGAUCAUCAAUGCAGAGAAAUCCGAGUUCAAUGAAGACCAGGCUUCCUGUGGGAAGCUGUGCAUACGAAGAUGUGACUUUGGGACUGAAGAGGACCAGGAGUGGCUGAACUUGUGCCCAGAGGAGUUCCUGAAUGGCUACUACUGGGCCCUGUUUGAUGGGCAUGGUGGUCCGGCUGCAGCCAUCCUGGCUGCCAACACCCUGCAUUCCUGCCUGCGCCGGCAGCUGGAGGCCAUAGUAGAUGGUCUGGUGGCCACUCAACCUCCCAUGCACCUCAGUGGCCACUGUGUCUGCCAGAGUGAUCCCCAAUUUGUGGAGGAAAAGGGCAUUAGGGCAGAAGACUUGGUGAUCGGGGCUCUGGAGAACGCCUUCCAGGAAUGCGAUGAGGUGAUCGGGCGGGAGCUGGAAGCAUCAGGCCAGGUGGGCGGCUGCACAGCCCUGGUGGCUGUGUUCCUGCAGGGAAAGCUCUACGUGGCCAAUGCCGGGGAUAGCAGGGCCAUCCUGGUGCGGAGAGAGGAGGUACGGCCUCUGAGCUCAGAGUUCACCCCUGAGAUUGAGCGACAGCGUAUCCAGCACCUGGCCUUUGUCUAUCCCGAACUUUUGGCUGGUGAGUUCACUCGACUGGAGUUCCCUCGGAGGCUGAAGGCAGAUGAUUUGGGGCAGAAGGUUUUGUUCCGGGAUUACCACAUGAGUGGCUGGAGCUACAAGUGUGUGGAGAAGUCGGAUCUCAAGUACCCACUGAUUCAAGGACAGGGGAGGCAGUCUCGGUUACUGGGAACACUGGCAGUUUCCCGGGGCCUGGGAGACCAUCAGCUCAGAGUCCUGGACACAAACAUCCAGUUGAAGCCCUUCUUGCUGUCUGUCCCACAGGUGACGGUGCUCGAUGUGGACCAGCUGGAGCUGCAGGAGGACGACGUGGUCAUCAUGGCAACUGAUGGGCUCUGGGAUGUCCUGUCCAAUGAGCAGGUGGCACAGCUGGUGCGGAACUUUCUCCCUGGCAACCAAGAGGACCCGCACAGGUUCUCAGAGAUGGCCCAAAUGCUGAUACACAAGACCCAGGGGAAGGAUGACGGUCUCACGGGGGAAGGCCAGGUGUCCUACGAUGAUGUCUCUGUGUUCGUGAUUCCCUUGCACCACCAGGGCCAUGGGAGCCUUGGCCACUGAAGAUCCAGAUAACGCUUCCCAGCAGCACUCCAGGGCCAGCUGCACGGUGGGCAUCCCUGUACCCUGAACAGUAGAACCCCCCCCCCCCCCACACACACACACACUGACACAUGAGCAGACCCUGAUGGUCCUGCUCCCAGAUAGCAUAGGGCUCUCAUGUUACUACCUCCAUCCCCCCAUUCCAAGAGAAUUGAUGAGCAGGAAAUAUGGAGAGACCAGCCCAACUCCCAGCUUGGACAGAAGAGAGUGACGUCCAUCAUAAAAUCCAUCUUGAUUUUAAGGCCCUCAGAAUCCUUAACAACUCACUCAAAUAGGAACCCUCCCAGUCUAAGAAUAUUGACCAAGGAGGGGCAGAGGUGUUCGGAAGUCUCCAGGCAAUGGGUUAUCAGGGUUUUUCCUCCCUGGCCCUCAGAGCCAGGCAAGGUGCCUUUGGGAAGCUGUGGGAGCCUCCUUCAUUAGACCAGGGCCACCUCAUCUCCUGCUCUGCUCCCCUCUGCCUCCAGCACUGCACUGUGGGGCUCUGUGGGUCUCAAGCUGGGGGAAAACAGGAGGGGCAAGAGGAGGCGGCAGAAUGGAGAUUCCCUUAUUUCUGCUUCCUGGUCCCUGCCCUGCUCUAGGGUGAUAUCCACACUGUGCCUUUGUUUUGCUUCCUCAUUACCUCCCUAUUAUUAAAUCUGUGUGCAGAA